CACACAAGUUCCCCCCACCUGUGCCCAGCAAUGCACCGACCUGUGCCCAGCAGUGCGCCCACCUGUGCCCAGCAGUGCGCCCACCUGUGCCACCCAGCAGUGUCACCACCUGUGCCACCCAGCAGUGUCACCACCUGUGCCACCCAGCAGUGUCACCACCUGUGCCCAGAAGUGCCACCUACCUGUGAUCAGUAGUGCCACCCACCUGUGCCCACCCACCUGUGCCCAUCAUCAGUGCUACCUAUCAGUGCUGUCUAUCAGUACCCAUUAUCAGUGUCGCCUAUCAGUGCCACCAAUCAGUGCCGCAUAUCAGUGCCACCUAUCCGUGACACCUCAUU
This is a messenger RNA of Staurois parvus, 338 nucleotides long. The record is from the annotation of a GenBank genome assembly. Lineage: Eukaryota; Metazoa; Chordata; Amphibia; Anura; Ranidae.